Molecule: messenger RNA, 384 nt
Organism: Linum trigynum
Lineage: Eukaryota; Viridiplantae; Streptophyta; Magnoliopsida; Malpighiales; Linaceae
Source: the annotation of a GenBank genome assembly
AGCAUUUCCUUUGGACAUGUAGUAAGCAAGUAAUUACAAACCAACCAUGGCCUCAACGCACUUCUUCCACCAUACCGAUGAUCACCGGAAUCCUCGGCGGCAAAUUGAGCACCACCACCACCAAUUCACAUACAUCCACAUACAGUACUCCGAUGAGGACUACGACGAAACUUGUGACAACAACACCAACACUAUUAAGUGUCAGCGCCAUGAUGAGCGUCCCAGCGCUACGGAGCUUUCUGGAAGUGAUGAUAAUAUCAAGCGCCACCGCUACCAGCAUGCAGCUAUGGGUAACUUCAUCAAGAAUAAGAACCACAGCCCUAUCGCACCCCACGGCUAGCUCGAUAUUCUCCUAUUCAGCUGCAAUAAUCCAUCCAUGAACAC